Messenger RNA from Magnusiomyces paraingens, 1017 nucleotides. RefSeq lists its product as uncharacterized. Gene Ontology annotation, molecular function: 3'(2'),5'-bisphosphate nucleotidase activity. The transcript has a single exon. Gene Ontology annotation, biological process: sulfate assimilation; phosphatidylinositol phosphate biosynthetic process. The coding region runs from base 1 to 1017 and encodes 338 amino acids. NCBI's taxonomy places the organism in Eukaryota, Fungi, Ascomycota, Dipodascomycetes, Dipodascales, Dipodascaceae. The record is from RefSeq and is a predicted model, not a curated record.
AUGUCUUUUGCUCUUGAAAAAAAGGUUGCUGAGCUUGCUGUAAAGCGUGCUUCUGCACUUGCUAAGCUUGUGGCAGAUACUCAUAUUGAUUCUAUCACUAAAACAGACAAGUCGCCAGUCACUGUGGCUGACUAUGGUGCCCAAGCAAUCAUUAUCAAUGCUAUCAAACAUGUUUUCCCUAACGACAAUGUUGUUGGCGAAGAAGAUGCUGCCAACUUGCGUGCUGACCCUACCCUGAAGCAACAUGUUUGGUCUUUGGUAAAGGAUGCUACUGACAAGGAUUCUGCUUCCGCCUCUGCAAUUGGAAGCAUUCAAACUGCCGAGGAAAUGUGCGACUCCAUCGAUGCUGGCAAUUACGAAGGUGGCCGCAACGGCAGAAUGUGGGCGUUAGAUCCAAUUGAUGGUACUAAGGGAUUUUUGCGCCGUGGCCAAUAUGCUGUGUGCCUGGCACUCGUUGUCGAUUCAGUCGUUCAAGUGGGUGUUAUUGGUUGCCCCAACCUGCCUUUAGACUACAAGUCUUCCGGAACAUCUGAGAAUGGUGUUUUGUUUUCUGCUGUAAAGGGACUUGGUGCUUUUCAGCAAUCUCUGUUUGGAUCUGAGCCUGAAAAACCCAUCAAGUUUCAUGAAAUCUCAUCUACAAGCGAGGCUACAUUCUGUGAGUCUGUAGAAGCCGGACACAGCUCUCACGAUACACAAGCUAAAAUCGCACAAACAUUGGGAAUAACAAAACCUCCCGUGCGCAUGGAUUCACAAGCAAAGUAUGUUUCAAUUGCUCGUGGCGAUGGCGAUAUUUACCUUCGUCUGCCAGUUCAUGCUGACUACCAGGAAAAAAUUUGGGAUCAUGCUGCCGGUAAUGUUAUUGUUACUGAAGCUGGCGGUGUUGUUACUGAUAAGGAUGGCCAUCCACUGGACUUUGGUGUCGGCCGCACUCUCAAGGACAAUAAGGGUGUGAUUGCUGCAUCCAAAGCCAUUCACGCCAAGGUCCUUGAAGCUGUCAAGAAUGUUACCGGCGCUUAA